Fomitopsis serialis is the source of this 3858-nucleotide messenger RNA. RefSeq lists its product as uncharacterized. Gene Ontology annotation, molecular function: dynein light intermediate chain binding; microtubule binding. The record is from RefSeq and is a predicted model, not a curated record. Gene Ontology annotation, cellular component: cytoplasm; centrosome. The transcript has 3 exons. Bases 101 to 3469 code for a protein of 1122 amino acids. Lineage: Eukaryota; Fungi; Basidiomycota; Agaricomycetes; Polyporales; Fomitopsidaceae. Gene Ontology annotation, biological process: cytoskeleton-dependent intracellular transport; cytoplasmic microtubule organization.
CACCACAUCUCAUGUCGAUACACCACUUCCGCGCUCUCUGCCACAUCCUUACCCAAAGAACAUAACUUCAAAACCUAACUUAUCGACAUCGAACAACAGCAUGUGGUCUAAACUCAGCAGCGCACUCAAACGCCCCUCCACUCCCUCACUCGUCGACGGCGACGACGAGCCAUCGCCAUCCAAAGCAGACGUUCUCGCUGGCGUAUACGAACAGCAUCCCAACCUCUCUGUCUUCCACGCAGAACAUCCCUCCGAGAUCCCUUUCCCACCCUCGAGUCCGACAAUGUCUCCUACACUUAAUGGUCGCAAGGGCAUCUUCAAGAAACCAGGCAGGCCACAGCCGCCACCGAUCAACACUCAGGCAUCGGAGCAAGGCGUUACAAGCCCCAUUAUGAGUCCGCUCCUGCUCCCGAAGAAAGUAAAGUCGUCCCUCCAGAAUCUUGCAAGUGAUGUCGCCCGCUAUGGCUCAGUUCGCUCUCGCCCGCAGGAAGCGACACACAGCGUGCGGCCGUCUCAGGACUCUGCAGUGUCUCUCCAGGACAACAAGCCCCCGGUUACACCGACAACAGAUGCACGAUACAACUCACUCCGCUCCAUCUUACGCGAUCGUAACACGCCCGCUACAGGGCAGAGCGUGCGCUUCUUCAGCCGCGACGCGUACAAAUUGAUCACACCCGACGUUUCGAGCGCGAGCAGCGAGCCCGACGAGGUCUCCUUCGCCGCACGUCUCCACCGCGCUAAUGCCAAACCAGCGAGGCCCGUGGCUCAAGAGCUGUUUGCGAAUUCUGUACCAACUACGCCUAGCAUGCUGGGGCAGGGUAUGCCGAGCAUGUUGACCCAGGAACCUCCGCCGAAUGUUUCCAACAUCUUCGACCUGUCAAACGAGGUGGAGAUGCCGAUGAUUCCAGCUGGACACGAGGUGCCGCUCCUGGACAGUGCAGUCGAGAUCUCGGAGGUAGACGCACCGAACGGGGAAGAGAGGUCAGGACCGCCGACGCCGCCCGCCAAGCAAGGCAUGCAUGAUCGCAGCCACUCGUUCAGCUUUGGGCAGACGGUGUUCCGCUCGCUGACCAGCCCCAUGGACGAGGCGCGGACAAGUACGCCUCCCCCCGGAUCGUCAUUCUCGAAGAGCAGAGGUCGUGCCCUGAGCGACACGGUGUUCCACUCGUUCGCGAGUGGGUCGACGAAAGGGGUGCCGGAGGCGGAUAUCAACGACACGUCUGCCUUGAAGGUGUUAGCAUCGCGGCCGCCCUCGCCGCUCUCCCCAGAGCGCCCCAAGGAGAAGGACCCCUUCGGGGCGUACGCGACGACGUUCUUCACCCCGGGCACGGUGCCCCCGACGCCGCCGAACCACCCCACGCACGCGCGGAAGGUCUCCCGCGAAGAGGACAACGCGUGGCGUUUGCAGACUGCACUCGCACUUAAGUCGGAGCUGUGCGCGCAAUACGAGGUCGACCUGUCUGCUCGCGACGAGCUCGUCGCGCUCCUGCAGCAGCGCCUCUCGGAGUGCGAGAAGGAGUGUGAGCGUCGGAAGGGCCUCGUGAAGGGUUGGCGCCGGCGCGUUGCGGAGCUUGAGAAGUGUGUACGCGGUCUGAGCGACGAGGUCGAAAGGAGCCGGGAGGAGGCGAGCGAGCGGAGCGUGAUGGACGAGGCGAGUGGGAUGGCGCUGCAGGCGAUGCACAGGCGGAUCGGGGAGCUUGAGCGGGAGUGCAGGGAGCGGGAGCGGAGAGAGGAGUCGGUGAAGGGGGAGAUGAGUAUGAGGGAGGAAGAGCUGGAGCGGACCCGGGAUGAGCUGCAGAGGAAGGAGGACAGUGAACAGGAGCUGCAGCGGGGGAUCCGGGACGCGAGAGAGGAGAUGGAGAGGAUGCAGUUGGAUCUCGAGAUGAGCGGCAACCAUGGUCUGCCAGCCCCUGCACCUUCCAUGCGCGAGACCUCAGGUGAGAGUGACUGGGUUGAGGAGCGCGCCCGCCUCCUUGCAGAGAACGAGGCGUUGCGCAGCGAGCAGACAUCCCUGCAAGCACAGCUGACGGGUGCGCGCGAGGAGACCCUCCGGCGCGACUCGGAGUUGCGUACUCUCAAGGACGAACUCGAGGCGCAGUGGCGCCACACGGAGGAGGCGGGCGAGCAGAUCAACACCCUCACACACGAGCGCGACACGCUCAAGGCGCAGGCCGACGCGCUCAACGAGCGGGUGUCCACCAUGGAGUUCGAGUGGGCACAAGGCGAGAACAGCAAAGCAGACCUGGAGACGGAGAUGCAGGAGCUCCUGACCGCGAAGGAGGAGCUCGAGCGCGAGUGCAGGGAGCUCGAGGACCAGGUCCACUCCGCGGAUGAGCAAUCUGAAGAGCUCACGCGGGCACUCCAGGAGCGGGAAGCCGAACUUACUUCGCUCACGCAAGAGAAGCAGUACACGAUGGACCGUGCCGCGCGAUUCGAGACGCAACUCAAGGUGCGCGACGCCGAGGCAGAGGAGAUGCGCGAGCGCGUGCGGGAGGCAGAGUCAGCCAAGGACGACGCAGAAGAAGACGCGGCGCGCAUGAAGCGCGAGCACGCGCGGAUUGUGAACGACCAGAGCCGUAGGUUGCAGGAGGUCGUCGCGCGUGAGGUCGAGGCGCGGGCUAACUUCGAGGCGCUCUUGAGAGAGAAGGGCGAAACGGGCGUCGAGCUAGGCGCGCUGAGGGACAGGGCGAACGCGCUUCAGGAGGAAGUGGACAGGCUCCGAAAGCAGGUGCAUGCUUUGCAGCAGGAGAGCGCAGACAAGGAGGUGAAGCUCGUGAACUUGCAGAAGCAGCGGGCGCAGGACAAGGAGGACAUCCAAGGUCUGAACAUCGCCCUGGACUCGAAGCAGCAGGAGCUCGAGCUGCUCAAACGUCGUAUGAGCGUGCGCGGUGGAUCUGCCACCCCCGCUGCACCUUCGAAAGUCCCUCCUCACCGGCGCGAGUCCUCCAUCUUCGGCACGCCAAGUGUGAAUGGGUCACGACCGUCUUCCGUGCUGUCGGAUACGGGUAGCACGACGAAGGGCAAGUUCGCCGAGACGCCGUCGACACUGAAGGGCAAGGGCGUGGAUACACCGUCAACUGUGAAGCCUGCGCUCACCCGGAGCGUGCGUGCGAACGGCGCCGCGUCGACAGCAACCACAGUCAGGAAACGGUCGCUCGAAGGCACAAUGGGCCCGCCUCCCAACAUCUCACGCACGAACUCCGCGUCAAGCACUGCCGGCGCGAAGGACGCGACGCCGACGCGGAUACCAUCUGCAUCAUCGUCACGCGCGUCCAUCGCCGGGCCCCCGAGCGCCUUCGCGAAGACGCCGACACCGACGCUCGUGCGCCGGACGUCCGUGUCGUCGCGCCUGCCGGCGACGCUCGUGAGCCGCGACCGCGAGGUGUCGGCCUCGGCGAGCGAGGCGGACGAGAAGGAGAAGGAGAACUCGGCACCGAAGGCGCGGCGCAUGAGCAUGCUCGCGGCGUGAGUGAGCCUCUCGGUUCUGACGGACAUCAUCGCAUCCUGGAUACCCGCACCCACUGAUCCGCACCCGGACACUCCACCACAACGCAUGUGUACUGUAUGGUAUACGCACUCCAUGUAUCAGAUACGUGUCCCUCUCGCCUUUUUCUUGCGUUCCCCGUCGCGCUUCGUACUUCGUCGUCUUGCGUCACUUCGUCUGACGUACCCAUUGACCCAUGCCUUCCCACUCUUGACUCCUGAGCUGCCUUGCCCUUCCCUGCUCGUACCUCUCAUCGUCGCCAUAUUAUGAAUGCAGCAGACCCGGACCCGAAGUAUGCAAUCUUGAAAUUAUGCCGUUAUCUACUGCGCUAGCUCUGCGUUCGCUGUGUUAUACACUCGUCUUGCUCUCGACUG